GUUACUUCCUCUUAUGUACUUAGUUUGGCCGUACUUUGAUUUCUUUUCCUCCCAAGAAGUUACAACGUAUAAAUACUAGCAUGAAAAUCCCUUAUUUUCUAAUUAUUUUGACCGUUUAUCUGGCGGCCGAGUUUUCUGAAGGUCAAAAAUAUAAAUGUGAAAAGCCAAAGCUGAAAAAUGGUAGAGUUAGAAUUAAAAGCAGUGGCCAGAUCGCGAGAUUCCGUUGCAAUAAAAGUUUUAAGCGUGCUGGAGCGAAAAUAGCACUAUGUAUUAAAGAUUUUUGGAAUUUACCAGCUCCUAUAUGUGUAGCACCUGGAAAAAAAUGUCCGAAACAAAAAUUUAGCAAAGAUCUUCUGUUUACCAAAAGUAUGAGCCGUGGAUUUUUGGAAUUUUCUUGCAAACCAGGCUUAAUUCUAGAGGGAAAGGAUAAGAUUUACUGUGAUGGGUCACAAUGGAGUGACGAAGCGCCCAAAUGUGUUUAUAAUAUUUCCACUGAAGCAACAACAGUUCCGUUAGUAACAACAGCUGUUAGCACGGAAACAGAACCCAGUAGCUACCAAUCGACCCCGACGACUGAGACAAGCAACACAGCCAAUCCAACAACAUACAACAACAGGCCAACCGCUGGGAUGUCUACGACAAUAACAGAAACCCCCUCUCAAAGAACCGGACAUCUUUCAGACACAACAUUAUCUGAGUUCACAGAUCUAUAUUCUAAAACCCAAGUUCCAACACAUUCGUUUUCUGUCGCUACAAAAAGGAAAUCAAAAGUUAGUACAAGUCAUCCAGCAAAGACUGACUCGACUACAGUUCUGAAGCCAAAUAUAGUAGUGAAAAAUUCAACAACAAAAUCGCUGGUCACAACAGAAUUAAGGAUGACCACUGAACAGUAUAUCAACAUUACUACAACAGGAUCAAAUACAGACACAGAUACCACUGAAACCAUCACGCAUAUUAAUACAGAACCUACAAGACUAACGCAAACGACAGAGGAUCAAACCACCUAUACCACUCCAGGACCAAAACAAGAGACAGAAACUAUAGAACAACCGAGUACAAAGGCAAAAACUACAGAACAAUCGAUCCCAUCAACAACCGUAAGAUCCAGGAAAAGAACCGAAACGACGGAACAACUUACAACAUUGACCACUGCAGAACCGAGUAGAGAAACCAAAACUACAGAAAAACUCACUACAUUAACCACUACAGAACCGAGUACAGAAGCUAAAUCCACAGAACAUAACACCACAUUGACCACUGUGAAACCGAGUGAAAAAACAACAGUCACAGAGAAACCCACCGCUACCACCAAUAAAGGAACAAUUAUAACAACACAAAGCACCACCAUACUUACGCCUACACCAAAAAGAACCACGACAUUUCCACCAAGCUCUACACAGAAACCACAAAAACCGACUACAACAUCGCCACCCACCACAACCGAGAUAAAGACUACCACAGCAGUCUCUGUUAAAACAUCCUCUAUACCCAGCAUACAAUCAACCACUGUUACGAGAUCGACGGAUUCUACAACUUCAGAAAUAACUAGUACAACACAAUCCGUCUCUUCAGAAAUAUCCCAUUACUCUACAUACAGAGUGACAACUACACCAUCCAACCCCACAUCUUCGUCAACAUCACGUUCAAAGACGACACUGUCAGUAAAUACCACUGCAAGGCCAGUUCAAUCAACAACAAAAUCAAUGUAUUUUAAUAACACCAUAAAAGAAGAUAUAGCACCGGCAACAAAACCGUCACAGAACGACACGGAUAUACCGAAUGUGAUAGUGGCUAGUCAACAGUCCGUCCCUGAUGAUACGCCGAUCAAACCGUUGGUUAUUGGACUCGGGGUAGGGGUGGCGAUAGGACUUGUUAUCCUGAUUGUGGGAAGCUAUUUGUGGGUCAGGCGGAGGCGUCGGAAAGAGGAAGAAUGCGACGAAAUGACACCAAUCACCGGGACGGGUUCCCAAGAGUGGUGAAGGACCGUCAUUACCAAGUUCUAAAUUAUGGAAAAUUUUGUUGUUCAAAGUAGUUUAUUUAAAUCAUUUAGUUGUGGGUUUAAAUUUUUGAUCAACUGAAUUAUGCAACAUCACUGUGCUGUUUCCAAACCCGUUCAUUUGUUAAACACCUUAAUCUAACUUUGAACUUUGAACAGUUCGUGAUUUACUAUCGAGUUACUAAUAUGAUAAAAAAAAUUGUCCUUGUUUUUUCAAUAUAUCUUUGUGGUCACAAAACAAUUUUACAUGUGUAAAAGGAUGAUUAUUCAAAAAGUUCGAGGACUAUCGCGUAUUUGUCAUUUUUAAUAGGUUUAUAUAUACAUAUUGUAUUUAAAAUGUGUCAUAAAAUUGCAAAUCAAACUAAA
Magallana angulata is the source of this 2362-nucleotide messenger RNA. RefSeq names its product mucin-5AC-like. The transcript has 4 exons. The record is from RefSeq and is a predicted model, not a curated record. Lineage: Eukaryota; Metazoa; Mollusca; Bivalvia; Ostreida; Ostreidae. Bases 81 to 1979 code for a protein of 632 amino acids.